GGAAAUGGUGAGAGUUGGUGUGGGUUUAAUUCUAUGAAAUUGUAGUUAGUGUGGUUAAAGACAAAAGCUCAUUAGUAAGCGAGAGCUUGAUUAAAUCAAAGUUUUUAAUAAGGCAAGAGGGUCCAAAAAUAUGAUGAGACUCACACAGCAAGAAGACAACUACACCAAUGUCCACAGAUAAAGACAGUGGUAGACAUAGCUCUAGAAGAGGGAUCAACACACCAAAAUUCUUCAGAAAUGGCUUCUUCUAAUGUUCCAAUCAUUACUUUCUUUGUUGGUUUCCUUCUCCUUGCCUCCUGCUCCUUGGCUUCACAAGCCAAAAACUCCACUGAAUUCAAACCUGCAAAAGAGCUCCUCAAGCUAAGGAGAAUAAGAGCACAUCUUAAAAAAAUCAAUAAGCCUUCUCUAAAGACAAUUCAGAGCCCAGAUGGUGAUAUUAUUGAUUGUGUUGCUUCUCAUCUUCAACCAGCAUUUGAUCACCCUAAAUUAAGAGGACAAAGGCCAUUGGAUCCACCAGAGAGGCCUAAAAGCAACGAGUCAAUUACAGAAGAAAUGGUUGAGAGUUUGCAAAUGUGGAGAGAUUCUGGUGAGUUUUGUCCAGAGGGAAGCGUUCCUGUUAGAAGAACUACAGAAGAUGAUAUUUUGAGAGCGAGCUCUGUUAGGAGAUUUGGGAGGAAAUUAGCCAGAGUUAGGAGAGAUUCUUCUGGCAGUGGCCAUGAGCAUGCAGUUGGUUAUGUAAGUGGAAAUCAGUACUAUGGGGCAAAGGCUAGUCUAAAUAUUUGGGCACCGCGGGUGACCACUCCUUCUGAGUUCAGUUUAUCACAAAUUUGGGUGAUCUCAGGAUCGUUUGGGGGUGAUCUCAACACCAUUGAAGCUGGUUGGCAGGUUAGCCCACAAUUAUAUGGUGAUAACCUUCCUAGGUUCUUUACUUAUUGGACGAGUGAUGCAUAUCGAGAAACUGGAUGCUACAAUCUCUUGUGUUCAGGCUUUGUCCAAACAAACAAUAAAAUCGCUAUUGGAGCAGCUAUCUCCCCCAGAUCAAGAUUUAAUGGUGGCCAAUUUGAUAUCAGUCUCUUAAUAUGGAAGGAUCCGAAGCAUGGACAUUGGUGGCUAGAAUUUGGCUCAGGUCUACUAGUAGGCUACUGGCCUUCAUCCUUGUUCAAUCACUUAGCAAAACAUGCAAGCAUGGUUCAAUUUGGCGGAGAAAUUGUGAACUCUAGAUCUUCAGGAGUCCAUACUUCCACUCAAAUGGGAAGUGGUCAUUUUGCAAAUGAAGGAUUUCGCCGAGCGGCCUAUUUUCGCAAUUUACAAGUUGUUGAUUGGGAUAAUAACUUGAUCCCUUGUUCAAAUCUCAAGCUCUUGGCUGAUCAUUCAAGUUGUUAUAGCAUUCAAGGAGGGGUAAAUAGAGUAUGGGGGAAUUAUUUCUAUUAUGGGGGUCCUGGAAGAUGUAUGAGAUGUCCUUAGAAAUUUAAGAGAUUCUUUUUGGUGAGGGUUAUUGAUUUUAUUUUACCAUUAACUUUCGGGUUUUUUUUGUUAUUAACAGAUGAUUGAGUAUAUUGUACAACUUUCAGGGAGGAGUAUGUAAAUUUCGAAAAAGAUA
Molecule: messenger RNA, 1600 nt
Organism: Asparagus officinalis (garden asparagus)
Lineage: Eukaryota; Viridiplantae; Streptophyta; Magnoliopsida; Asparagales; Asparagaceae
Exons: 7
Coding region: 238-1464 (408 amino acids)
Source: RefSeq, a predicted model, not a curated record